Molecule: messenger RNA, 3751 nt
Organism: Austrofundulus limnaeus
Lineage: Eukaryota; Metazoa; Chordata; Actinopteri; Cyprinodontiformes; Rivulidae
Gene: eif2ak4
Product: eukaryotic translation initiation factor 2 alpha kinase 4
Biological process (GO): DNA damage checkpoint signaling; regulation of translational initiation by eIF2 alpha phosphorylation
Cellular component (GO): nucleus; cytoplasm
Molecular function (GO): eukaryotic translation initiation factor 2alpha kinase activity; protein binding; ATP binding
Source: RefSeq, a predicted model, not a curated record
UUGUUGUUGUUGUUGUUGUUGUUGUUAUUAGUCUAUGAUAAGCAGGAAAUACCGCCCUCUACAGGUUAUUAUUGGAAGCACAACGUGGUGACGUUUCACCUGCGACACGCACGCAUCUUGCAAACAGUCAUGCGCAGAUCGCAACGUUGUUGUYGCUGCUGGUUGAAAGUGUUGUAAACUACAGAUUACCGUGCGCCGCCGCUCCGUAUCAGUUCUUUGUGAGUUUGUUUUUGUAAAGUUGGAGCUUUACGCGGGGGAGGAGGGUGCACCAGGAAGCGGAGCAGCGUGAAGAACGGGCUCCUCUUCCUCCUUCUUUCUGACGGAACUGAGAGGCAGCACGGGCACUGCCAUGUAGCUCCGAGGCAGAAGAAUGAGCAGUCAGCACGCUUCAACAGAUGGGACUGAUGACUAUACUGUGCAGCAGGAAAAUGAACUAGAAGCCCUCGCUUCUAUCUUUGGAGAUGAUUUCCAGGAUCUGCGGAAGAAUGACCCUUGGAAGGUUAAAAGGCCUCCAGAGGUACACCUGUGCCUGCGGCCAAACGGGCUGAAUAAUGGGCAGGAAUGCUACGUGACGGUGGACCUACUGGUGAAAUGCCCUCCAACUUACCCGGACGUGCCUCCAGAGCUGGAGCUGAAGAAUGCCAAAGGCCUUUCAAACGAAAACCUCCAGAACCUCCAGAGUGAACUGGCCAAGCUGGCAGCGGUGCGGUGUGGGGAGGUGAUGAUUUACGAGCUGGCCGACCACAUCCAGGGCUUCCUGAGCGAGCACAACAAGCCCCCGCCGCGCUCCUUCCAYGAGGAGAUGCUGAAGAACCAGAGGAGGCAGGAGGAGAAACGAGCUCUGGAGAAGCAGCAGAGGAUGGACCAGCAGCGCAGACAGGAGGAGGAGAUGGAAAAAGAGAUCAUGGCUGAAAUUCAAAGGAGGGAGGAGGAGAAACGAGAAGAAAAGAGAAGAAAGGAAAUGGCCAAACAGGAGCGACUGGAGAGCACAGAGCAGUCUGUCUCUGUGUUCGGGAGCCCACCCAGCUCUGGUGCAAUGACUCCCGAACUGAUCGAGGCCAAAAAAGCUGCUAUCAACCGCCGUCGUACUGCCUCCAGCACACGCCACAGACGUGAUACGGUUAACGAAGACGGCCCUCGCCCGCAGGAGCUUCUUCACUUCAACAGCAGCACUUUUGGAGAGCUUGUCGUCCACAAAGGGAAAAGUUUAGGUGAAAGCAAGCGACUUGGCCGGAACGUUUAUUGCGGGUUUGAAGCAAAUUCUGGGGAGUUUUCAGUGAUCUAUGAGUGGUCGCUGCGCUGGAGCCAAAAGAUGGGCAAGUUUUUCACCAGCCAGGAGAAGGGGAAAAUUGAGAACUGUAAAAAGCAGAUCCACGCGGCAGAGAACGAGUUCAACUCCCUGCUGCGGCUGGACCAUCCUAACCUGGUGCGCUACAUGGCGCUGAGCUCCUCUGAGAAGGAGGACAGCCUCGUGGUUGACCUGCUGGUGGAACACGUGGCCGGGGUCAACCUGAACCAGAGCCUGAUCAGCCAGAGCCCGCUGUCGCUGGAUAAACUCGGCCAUUACGCGGCGCAGCUGCUCUCGGCGCUCAACUACCUGCACUCCAACUCCGUGGUGCACAAGCAGCUGGGGGCCUCCAGCGUGCUGGUGGACUCCGAGGGCAACGUCCGGCUGACCGAUUACAGCUUGUCCAAAAGAUUCGCGGAGAUCUGCAAAGAAGACAUCUUCGAGCAAGCCCGCGUGCGUUUCUCUGAGGAUACAGCGAUGCCGACAAAAACGGGGAAGAAGGGGGACGUGUGGAACCUGGGGCUGAUGCUGCUCGCGCUCAGUCAGGGGAAGGAGGUGAAGGAGUAUCCUGUGACGGUGCCCAGCAGCCUGCCUGCUGACUUUCAGGACUUCCUGCACAAAUGUCUGUGCCUGAAUGAUGCUGAACGCUGGACGGCUCAGCAGCUGUUGGACCACGCUUUCCUCAAACCUCCUUCACCUAAAAACCUGCCUCAGGACCAGGAAACCAGCCCAGAAGAUCUAGCCGUGGACUUUGCGUCGUCAGUCAUCCCCCGCAGCUCCAUCCUCCACGCUCCGUUCACUUCAGGGAUGCAGAGGCAGUUUUCCCGCUAUUUUGAUGAGUUUGAGGAAUUGCAGCUUCUGGGAAAAGGAGCUUUUGGUGCAGUGAUAAAGGUUAAAAACAACCUUGAUGGUUGUUAUUACGCAGUGAAGCGCAUCCAGGUGAACCCGGCCAGCAAGCAGUUCAGACGGAUCAAAGGUGAGGUGACUCUGCUCUCGCGCCUGAACCACGAGAACAUCGUCCGCUAUUACAACGCGUGGAUCGAGCGGCACGAGGUGCCCUCCACGGGGGUCCUGAGCAACACGGACAGCUCCGAGCCCCCGAGCGCAGCCGGCAAACAUCUAGGGUGUGGCAAUCCGCCRCAGCGCCUCAACGAGCUCGGCCUCCCUGACGACGUGGAGGACGUCGCCCCGCCUCCGGCUCUGUCCAGCUCCGUGGAGUGGUCCACCUCCAUCGAGAGGUCCUCCAGCGCCAAGUGUGGCGGACACCAGUCGAGUGAGGAAGACGAUGACGACGAUGACGAGGAUGAAGAUGAAGAUGAUGUAUUUGGAGCUUCUUUUUUGCCAUCAGAUAGCGAAUCAAGGAGCGACAUCAUCUUCGAUAAUGGCGAUGACGGUACAGACGAGAUGUCACAGGUUGAACCAAGCAAAAGGCCAGCGACUGACACAACCGAGAGCUCAGACUCUGACCGACUUCUCUCUAUAGCACAUUAUUUGUACAUACAGAUGGAAUACUGUGAAAAAAGCACUUUAAGAGACACAAUAGAUCAAAGCUUGUACCUAGACCAAAAUCGGUUAUGGAGACUGUUCAGGGAGAUACUGGAUGGCCUGGCUUACAUCCAUGAGCAGGGCAUGAUCCACAGAGACUUAAAGCCGGUCAACAUCUUCCUGGAUUCGCAGGACCAUGUGAAAAUUGGAGACUUCGGCCUGGCUACAGACCAUCCUGCCAAUGUGGCUGCAGGUAAAUUUGAUCUGGAGGAGAACAUCACUGCAUUGACGCCCAAACAGGACCCAGCAGGUAACAUGACGGGCAUGGUUGGCACUGCRCUUUAUGUGAGUCCGGAGGUUCAAGGAAACACCAAAGCCACUUAUAACCAGAAAGUUGAUCUGUUCAGUUUGGGCAUCAUACUCUUUGAGAUGUCCUACCGGCCGUUUACCACAGGUGCGGAGCGCAUCUCUGUUCUGAGCCAGCUGCGAAUGGAGUCCAUCACAUUCCCCGAGGAUUUUCUUCCACACGAGCAAGGAAAACAGAGGAAGGUCAUAGAGUGGUUGCUGAAACACGACCCCGCCCUUCGACCCACCACCCAGGAGCUGCUGAAGAGCGAGCUGCUACCGCCGCCUCAGAUGGAGGAGUCGGAGCUGCAUGAGGUGCUGCAGCACACCAUGGCUAACGUCAACGGCAAAGCCUACCGCACCAUGGUGGGCCAGUUGUUCGCACAGAACACCUCACCGGUCAUGGAUUACACUUACGACAUCGACCUUCACAAGGGCAGCUUCAGCUUCACCGGUGCCAAAUUGCAGCAACAUGUGUAUGAAACCAUCAGCAGAAUCUUCAAAAAGCACGGUGCUGUACGUCUUCAUACGCCACUGCUACUCCCCAGAAACAGGAAGUUGUAUGAUGGAAGUGAGCUGGCCUGCUUCAUGGACCACAGCGGAAUGCUGGUCACUCUGCCCUAUGACCUUCGU